AUGGAUAAUGAAAAUUCUGAUCAACUUUUCCAAAAUUAUGAGUCAAUUUUACAAGAUGUGCUAUUGAUAGUACAAGAACAACGUGAAGCUAAUAACGUUAAUUGGGCAAAGGCUGUCAAGAAAAGCUUUGAAGGAAUUGAUAUUAUG
Molecule: messenger RNA, 147 nt
Organism: Racocetra fulgida
Lineage: Eukaryota; Fungi; Glomeromycota; Glomeromycetes; Diversisporales; Gigasporaceae
Source: the annotation of a GenBank genome assembly